This is a messenger RNA of Helobdella robusta, 153 nucleotides long. RefSeq lists its product as hypothetical. Gene Ontology annotation, cellular component: nucleus; cytoplasm. The record is from RefSeq and is a predicted model, not a curated record. NCBI's taxonomy places the organism in Eukaryota, Metazoa, Annelida, Clitellata, Rhynchobdellida, Glossiphoniidae. Gene Ontology annotation, molecular function: protein tag activity; ubiquitin protein ligase binding. Gene Ontology annotation, biological process: modification-dependent protein catabolic process; protein ubiquitination. The annotation marks the transcript as partial. The transcript has 2 exons.
AUGCAGAUCUUCGUGAAAACGUUGACGGGUAAAACCAUUACCCUCGAGGUAGAACCGUCAGAUAGCAUUGAAAAUGUCAAGUCUAAAAUUCAAGACAAAGAAGGAAUCCCUCCUGAUCAACAAAGAUUGAUAUUUGCUGGCAAACAGUUGGAA